AUGGAUCAGUAUGAGGUGGUUCGGCAGGUCGGUCAGGGCGCGUUCGGGCGAGCGCUGCUGGUCAAACAGCGACAGCGACACGCGCAGCUCUACGUCAUCAAGGAGAUCAACCUGAGACAGUUGUCCUCUCGGGAUAAGGACGCCUCCAGAAAGGAAGUGACUCUGCUGUCCAAAAUGAAACAUCCAAACAUUGUGGCGUUUUAUAAAUCAUUUUACGACAGGAAUAACUUCUACAUCCUGAUGGAGUACUGUGACGCCGGCGAUCUGAUGAAGAGAAUCAGGAUGCAGAGAGGAAAACCCUUCACAGAGCAGCAGAUCGUGGACUGGUUUGUUCAGAUCUGUCUGGGACUGAAGCACAUUCACGACAGGAAGGUCCUGCACAGAGACAUCAAAGCUCAGAACAUCUUCCUCACUCAAGGAGGCCUGAAGGUCAAGCUAGGAGACUUCGGCAUCGCCAGAAUACUGAACAGCACCAUGGAGCUUGCCAGAACCUGCGUCGGCACGCCGUACUAUCUGUCUCCAGAGAUCUGCGAGAACAGACCAUACAACAACAAAACGGAUAUCUGGUCUCUGGGCUGUGUUCUCUAUGAGCUCUGCACACUCAGACAUCCAUUUGAGGGCAGUAAUCUGAAGCAGCUGGUGCUGAGGAUCUGUAGGGGGCGCUACAGUCCAGUGUCUCAGCGCUACAGCUCUGAACUACACCUGCUGCUCCACCUGCUGUUUAAGGUCAGUCCACGAGACCGGCCGUCUGCUAACUCACUGCUCAAACGACCGCUACUGCAGCAGCAGAUCAGCAAACACCUGGACACACAGCUGUUGGAGGAAGAGUUCAGUCACACGGUUCUUCACAGACACACACCAGCGGCUCCUAAAGCCACGAACAACACAGAUCAGGUUUCCAGAGAUCCAGUCGAGUGUAAUCCGGUCCUCAGACCUGCUGUCAAUCCGGCUCAGAGACCCGAUGAGAGACGAGCAGCAGCAAAAGCCCCGCACAUAAAGCCUGCUGUUGGUCUCGAGCGCUGGCGGAUCGGUCCGGUCGAGCCGCUGCAGGAGCCGGAUCACGACCAGCACAGCGCCGCUGCUGUGGAGCCGUACAGACUUGUGGCAGCGGCGAGAGACGAGUAUCUUCAGAGGAGACGUGAAGCCCAUCAGUACAAACUCAGAGCUCAGAAACAACUGGGUCUCAGACCGUCCACAGCAGAUGCUGAGGGCCGUCAGUCAAACCCACAGGAGCAUCAUGGGAACGUCAGAGCGGCUCAGCACAGGAGACUGCGGGGACAGGAGCAGUAUCAUCAUGAUGUCAGACGGAUGAGGACGAGGGCAGAGCUCGAGGAGCGUCUGACGGCAAAAACACACACACUGAAGAACGGAGAGCGACACACACACGGGAAACAGCAGCAGAGAGGAAUCAUGUUUGAGAUCAAGCUGAGCGAUGAAGAGACGAAGACUGAGGAAGACGAGGAGUCAGAGGACGAGCCCCUGAACAACACACUGACGUUUGCACAAGGAGAAAAGCUACGCAACCGACCGCAGGGGUCAGAGGUCAGACAGGAAGUGGAGGAAGUGGUGAAGAGAGCCGAGUGGCAUCGAGACGCAGCUGAGACGUUUCUGAACGCUCUGGAGAACAUGGAUGUGACAUAG
This is a messenger RNA of Sinocyclocheilus anshuiensis, 1641 nucleotides long. RefSeq names its product serine/threonine-protein kinase Nek5-like. Gene Ontology annotation, biological process: protein phosphorylation. Lineage: Eukaryota; Metazoa; Chordata; Actinopteri; Cypriniformes; Cyprinidae. The record is from RefSeq and is a predicted model, not a curated record. Gene Ontology annotation, molecular function: protein kinase activity; ATP binding. Bases 1 to 1641 code for a protein of 546 amino acids. The transcript has 17 exons.